This is a messenger RNA of Melanotaenia boesemani (Boeseman's rainbowfish), 2265 nucleotides long. It is a transcript of the gene cap1, whose product is annotated as CAP, adenylate cyclase-associated protein 1 (yeast). Gene Ontology annotation, molecular function: actin binding; adenylate cyclase binding. Lineage: Eukaryota; Metazoa; Chordata; Actinopteri; Atheriniformes; Melanotaeniidae. The record is from RefSeq and is a predicted model, not a curated record. Bases 16 to 1596 code for a protein of 526 amino acids. Gene Ontology annotation, biological process: regulation of adenylate cyclase activity; cell morphogenesis; cytoskeleton organization. The transcript has 13 exons. Gene Ontology annotation, cellular component: cytoplasm.
CUUCACACUCCUUAUAUGGGAAAGGAAUUAGUCGCGCGAACAAGGGCGGAAACGCGCCGCGGUGUUAGCUGGGUAAAAAACGAAAUCCAGGAAGAAACCGAGCGAAGCCCAGUCUGCUCUGUGAGUACGCACACCCACGGCGAGGAAAACGGACCAAAUCACUGCUCCUUCAAGUUAGCAGGUAUGGCAGAGUUGGCGAGUCUGGUGGCGCGGCUGGAGGUGGCGGUGGGCCGUCUGGAGUCCAUGUCCGGGUCGGGGGGCAGCGGCGGAGGCUCUGCGGGGGGAGCUGUGUCGGUGUUCGUCGAGGCCUACGAUGAGAUCGUCCGCGGCCCCGUGGCCCAGUACGUGUCCCUCAGCCAGCAGAUCGGAGGAGACGUCCAGAAACAUGCGGAGAUGAUGAAGCAGGCGUUCUCCUGCCAGAGGCAGCUCCUCGUCGCCGCCUCGUCCUCCCAGAAACCCUCUGAUGCGGUUCUGACGGGUCUGCUGCAGCCCGUCUCCAAAGCCAUCCAGCAGGUCCAGGCGUUCCGCGAGCAGAACCGGACCUCCCCGCACUUCAACCACCUGUCUGCCGUCAGCGAGAGCGUUCCCGCCCUCGGAUGGGUUGCCAUGGAUCCAAAGCCCGGUCCGUAUGUCAAGGAGAUGCAGGACGCCGCCAUGUUCUACACCAACCGGGUGCUCAAGGAGUACAAGGACAAGGACAAGACACAUGUGGACUGGGUCAAGGCCUACGUCUCCAUCUGGACCGAGCUGCAGGACUACAUCAAACAGCACCACACCACCGGACUGACCUGGAGCAAGACGGGUCCCGUUGCUUCAGCCUCUGCAGCUCCGCCCAGUGCUCCUGCAGGUGGGUGUCCUCCCCCACCUCCUCCUGGACCUCCCCCUCCCCCCAUGGACCUGAGCGGCCCCCCCAGCAGCGAUGCUGGCGACGGCAACCGGAACGCCUUGUUUGCCUCCAUCAACAAAGGCUCCGACAUCACCAAAGGUCUGAAACACGUCAGUGAAGACCAGAAGACCCACAAGAACCCAGGUCUGAGGGGGCAGGCCGCUCCAGUUCGUUCCGGACCCAAACCCUUCUCCUCCCCCCGACCCGCUGCCUCUGCCACCCCGACCCGUACUCUCCCCCCGGUUCUGGAGCUGGACGGAAAGAAGUGGAAAGUGGAAAACCAGGAGGGGGCCCAGAACCUGGUGAUCAGCAACACCGAGCUGAAGCAGGUCGUUUACGCCUUCAAGUGUAACAACAGCACCCUGCAGGUGAAGGGGAAGAUCAACUCCAUCACCAUCGAUAACUGUAAGAAGGUGGGUCUGGUGUUCGACGACGUCGUGGGCAUCGUGGAGGUCAUCAACUGCAGAGACGUCAAGGUCCAGGUCAUGGGGAAGGUCCCGACCAUCUCCAUCAACAAGACAGAUGGCUGCCAUGUUUACCUGAGCAGCGACUCUCUGAACUGCGAGAUCGUCAGCGCCAAGAGCUCCGAGAUGAACAUCCUGGUUCCCAAGAAGGACGGCGAAUUUACGGAGCUUCCCGUUCCCGAGCAGUUCAAGACCGUCUGGGACGGCCAGAAGCUCGUUACCACAGCAACAGAGAUCGCCGGAUAGACGGAGGCGGAGUUAAAAUGGCAGCCUCCACCCCACACCCCCUCCCACAACCUCCUAAUCACCACCAGUUAACUUUCACCGUAGACUGAGACCUCAUGAGUUAAGACCCGCCCCCUUCCCUCCUUAUCAGCCAAUCACAGCUGCUCCUACCAUCAGCCAAUGAGAGGGCUGCUUGCUCUCUGGAGCAGCUCUUCCAGCCAAUCAGCAACGAGCAGCUCGUCAUGUUAUCAGUGAAGCACUUUUCUCAUAAAUUUGCCAACAGCUGGGGCUGUUCCAUGUUUUAUCUGAUGAAGCCGAGCUCGUAGAUUAGAUCCUCCACAGCCUCCCUCCUCUUCCUCCUCCGGAGGCAUCUGUUCCAUUUUAUGCAAUUCACUGGAAAAAAGCUUAAAAACAAGAGAAACUCUCUUCAGAGAAUCAUAUCAGCUCCAUGUCUGGGUGGAGGAAGUCGGCUCCCCGAGGGUUUAAACCGGAACGGUUAAAAUUCCAGGUUCAGCCCACACAGGACGUUCCCGAGUUGAAACAUUCCAAGUCAGAGAAGGUUAGAGGUGUUGUAGAAUUCCAGAGACAGAGCUGUACAGAUCAAUCUGUAAAAUCUUCACUUUUUUUCUUUCUUUUUUGGUCCAGAAUCAGAAAUCAGAACUGAGACGUCAUUAAACUGUUGCAAUAACA